CACAGAAGAAUAAAAAUAUGGCGGCAAAAUUCUGAAUUUCGAAAUUGUUAGUUAUGACAUCGCAAGAACUGCCCGUGUUCCGAUUUUAUGACAGGAAGUCUAAGCGAAGAAGACGUGAACUGGAACAAACUGUUGAAAACAGAGUGAAAAGAUUCAGAGAUGAAAAGCUUCCACAUACAUUCAAGCACAGCAUAACUGGACCAAGCACUGAGUGGAAAACGUUUUUUCGACAACAAGAUGCCUUUGACUACACACGGAGUAAAAUUGAUGAUCACCUCCAUGUGUUUGCAUAUGAGAGUGACACCCUUGGGGGUGAGUCAGGACAGAGGAUGUACCUAGUGGCCAGCUACCCUACAUUCUGGCAUUACUACAGUCAACUGAAGGAUUGUGAGAGACACCACUAUGAAGUAAUACCUGAAGGUGGAGUGUGUAAGCUGUAUUUCGAUCUGGAGUUUGCCAAAGAAGUAAAUCCCAACAGCAAUGGAUUACAGAUGGUUGAUACAUUUAUAAAGUACGUGUGUACCUGGAUGCAGCAUCACUACAAGGUGUGCUGCGAGCGGCAGGAUGUGCUUGACCUGGAUGCAAGCACAGAGAAGAAGUUCAGUCGGCACCUGAUCUUUCAGCUGCAAGAUGUGGUCUUCAAGGACAAUGUUACUGCAGGUCAUUUUGUCCAUCAUCUUUAUCCCCUGAAGGGUAUGGAAGGUAGUGCCAAUUUCUCUGAGAAGUCGGAAGGGGACAUUUCUAACAUUGGCGUCAGUGAUGACAGCUGUGCGAUGUUGGAUCAGUUUAGUGAUGAGGAGCUGAGGUCACUGGUGGUGAUGUCCAAGGACCUGAAACCUGUGCUGUUUUGUGAUAUGGGUAGAUAUACACCAAGACUGCGUGUCUUGACGUUUGGCUCUGACAGCCGUGGUGGCAGAUUCAGACAUCAGGCAGUAAAACACAGAUCUCAUGCUGAGACAGAAACACUGGGCGGCUACACAACGUCUCCAUACCCCGAGCUGGAUGACUUCAUCAGCAGGACAGUGGGGGAUGGUGGAAAGAAUGGCUUCAUCCGACACUGGACAUACUUCCCCCAGGGGGAGUUGUUGCUGUACGACAUCGCACGACAUCGCUGGUGUGCCAACAUACAGAGACAGCAUCGCAGCAACAACAUCAUGCUGUGCGUGGACAUGAAGAAAGGAGUGUAUUAUCAAAAGUGCCAUGACCCAGACUGCAAGGCUGAAAACUUCAAGUCUGAAGAUCUGCCCCUCCCAGCAGAAGUCCUUCCUGGCCACUACUUCAACACUAGUAGUGAUGGUCUCGAUUCCGACUUUGACGACGAUGACAUUGUGCGGGCAGCGGAGGAGGCGGAGAAGACGUACCAGUCGAAGCAGGAGGAGAGUGAUGACGACCUCCUCAACGCCACGGUGGAGAUGGAGAGGAAUAUGUCAGAACACAUGAAGUCCUGAAAAUGGAAGGAGAUUUUACCAUGGCCAUGGUACCAUGUGUCUUACUGAUUGACCUUGUGAUCUCUUUUUCACAUUUUAAUAAUAUAUAUGCUGAAUUAUAUUUGUAUGAACACUUUAAAAGCGGUAUAUAUUUCAGAUUAUAGUCUUGAAUUAAUAAUGUGUUCAUAUUUAUUUAAGCUUCUGAAGUAUUUUAUUCAUGUUAUUGAUCAAUAUCCAUCUUAAGCAGUACAUCAUGUAUAACGUGACUGUGAAUGUUUGUAUACUACAGAUCAUGAAAUUAUUCUGACAUUAAUAUGUAGAACAUUAUUUUUAAGCACAAACCAAAUCUUUCAUGAAAUAUGAUUUGCUGUACAUAGCAUAGAUCAUGUAGGUCAAGAUGCCAUGUGCAUGUCUUCGGGGUGAUGAGUCAACACUUUAACCACUAGGCUACCCGACCACCCCAUCCAUGGAACCAUGAAGGUCCAUUGUUCCUGGUCACAUCCUUUACACCUGUUGAUUUAAGCUGUAUAACCUAUUAUAAGUGCUAAUGUUGCAGUCAAUUCUAUAUUUAUAUUAAAUGUUCUGUUUGUGUGACAUAAAUAAAAACUAAAUAAAAAAUUCCAUCUCCA
This is a messenger RNA of Haliotis rubra (blacklip abalone), 2056 nucleotides long. Its product is annotated as DNA-directed primase/polymerase protein-like. Gene Ontology annotation, biological process: mitochondrial DNA replication; error-prone translesion synthesis; response to UV. Bases 54 to 1448 code for a protein of 464 amino acids. The record is from RefSeq and is a predicted model, not a curated record. Gene Ontology annotation, cellular component: mitochondrial matrix; nucleus. Lineage: Eukaryota; Metazoa; Mollusca; Gastropoda; Lepetellida; Haliotidae. The transcript is spliced from 14 exons. Gene Ontology annotation, molecular function: DNA-directed DNA polymerase activity; chromatin binding.